Molecule: messenger RNA, 8859 nt
Organism: Zophobas morio
Lineage: Eukaryota; Metazoa; Arthropoda; Insecta; Coleoptera; Tenebrionidae
Gene: Cht10
Product: probable chitinase 10
Exons: 21
Coding region: 246-8711 (2821 amino acids)
Biological process (GO): chitin catabolic process; carbohydrate metabolic process
Cellular component (GO): extracellular region
Molecular function (GO): chitinase activity; chitin binding
Source: RefSeq, a predicted model, not a curated record
CUCUUCGCCUAUAAGAAUGAGUCUUUUGGACUCGAAACGCAUUUGUGUGUUUGAUUGGCGGCGGACAAACAAGUUGAUGUGCCCUGGACACCACCGAGAGCGAGACUUGGUCCGUUGUGGUGCGUGUUGUGGAGUUUGACAAAAGGGAAUCCAAGUGCCAAAUUGGGUACAACCAAAAAGGGAGAACAUAAGACUGCUGGUGUGCUUCACCCACAACAAAUGUGUAAAUAGUUUAACCAAUUAACAUGGAACUGCUGCACAUAACAUUAUGUGCACUUUUGUUUCUUCUCACACCGACCGAAGAAAGAGUCGCUAACAAAAUAAAUGUGAGGACGAAACGAGAUCACAUACCUCCAUUAAGCGUACCCACAUUUAGGAGAGACGAUGUUGAAAAAACCCCCACGUGGUCCGAAAUUUCGGACCGAAGUGCCGCCUACAUAAAUCGAGAUCUGUAUGGCACUAGAUCCUUACCACUGCGUACAGCUGUUGAAAGAAUUCCAGAUUUAAUUGAAGACUCUAGAAGACUCCCUUUGAGAGACGCGGUAGAGAAAAGACCACCUCCUGACGAACCCGCAGACGACACUGAAGAGUUGCUCGAUCUUAACAACUACGAUGUUAACUACGAGUUCAAAAACCACGAUGUGUACUACUAUCCACCACGACAAACCCUGUAUACCCCUUUUCAGUACUUUCGAGACUUAAUUCGAGACCAGUACGUCUCUUCUCCGUACGCAUCCCCAUACAGGAUCGACAAUGACUCUCAAGAACUCCUCAAGUACCCGUCGUUCGCCAGAGGGAGAAGCCUCUACUCCAAUAACCCUUUUUUAAGAGGGAGACACUCAGAAAUCGUCGAAACCGUUUACGACCCUCGCGAUGAAGACAGAGUUGUUUGCUACGUCCGAGCUGCUGCCUCUUACCGUAAAGAACCUCUGGCCUUUAGUCCGGAAGAUUUAGACCCGUUUGCGUGCACUCACGUCAUCUACGCCUUUGCUACCAUAGAUCCGCACAACUUCAACAUGAUUUCUAACGACGAUGAGUUCGACAUCGUACAAGGGGGAUAUCGAUCGGUUGCAGGCCUGAAAAGAAUUAACCCGAGACUUAAAGUCCUGAUCUCAGUAGGGGAAGGUCGCCAGGAUGGGUCCCACCGAUUCAGUACCAUGGUUUCUAGCGCCAACCGACGACGAGACUUUAUACGAUCAGCGAUCAGUUUAAUCAAACAGUACAACUUCGACGGUAUGGACAUCCACUGGGAGUAUCCAGGAGCUGAAGAGUUCGGUGGACGUUUGAGCGACAAAGAGUUCCUCAACCUUUUCCUAGAAGAACUCUCCGAGAUUUUCAAAGCUAGAGGGUGGUUACUCUCGAUUGCAGUACCCGCGUCUAGAUUUAGAAUUGAAGAUGGAUUUAUACCCCAAAAAUUAGGAAGCCUGGUGGAUUUCGUCAACUUACAAGCGUUUGAUUUCCACAGGGAAAGAGAACCAGUGGCUGACCAUCACUCUAAUCUUUAUUCCAGACCACACGACACCGGCUUGGACCUUUUCCUCAGUGUGGACUACGCUGUCAAAUUCUGGAUCAAAAAAGGCCUCCCGAAAUCAAAAAUCGUCCUCGGGAUUCCUUUCUUCGGCCGCUCGUUCACCCUCCAAUACACCAACGAAACUCAAGAAGGAGCCCCAAUUAAAGGUCCUGGACGUGAAGGCUUCUACACCCAAAACCCCGGUUUUCUUGCCUUUUUUGAAAUCUGCGAUAUGAUUUUAAACGAAGGGUGGCAUAAAGGUACCGAUGAGUCUGGGUCUCCAUUCAUGGUCUAUGGUGACCAAUGGGUGGGUUACGACGACGCUGAAAGCAUCGAAAGGAAGGUCAAUUACGUGCAAGAUAUGAAUCUGGGAGGUGUCUUUGUUUGGGCUGCUGACUUGGAUGACUUUAAAGGCGUUUGUGGGUUGAAGUGGCCUCUUUUGACCACCAUUAAUCGACAUCUUAGAGGGAAUGAGUUAUUGCCGAUGGAAGAAAGUACGUUACCACCGACGAAACCAUACGGGACUUGUCGGUCGGAUGGGUUGUUUAGCGAUCCGAGAAAUUGUGCUGCGUACUAUAUUUGCAGAUCCGGGUUUAGCUAUCAUUUGAGUUGUGCAGAAAAAAUGAUGUUUGAUCCUGCGAGCGGGAGAUGCGAGUUUAAUUUAGGUGAGAAGUGUCGACCAGGGGAGGUCGUUCAUCUUCCUAACCUUGUGAGGACUUUUGAUGAUAGUCUUGUAAAAGCUGAACAUUUAAAAGACGAUAAACCGAAGGUGGUUUGUUACAUGACGAAUUGGGCUUUCUAUAGAAAAGCCGAAGGAAAGUUCGUCCCAGAACACAUCGAUCAACGGCUUUGUACCCACGUAGUGUACGCUUUUGCAAGCUUGGAUCCCGAUAAGCUUCUUUUGAAAGAGUUCGACCCCUGGGCUGAUCUCGACAACAAUCUUUACGAACGAGUCACCUCUUUGAAAGAUACAAAAGUCAUUUUAUCUUUGGGCGGAUGGACUGACUCGGCUGGUGAUAAGUACUCUCGAUUGGUUGGUGAUGGUUCUGCAAGACGUCGAUUUGUUAUUGGUGUUGUCAGCUUUUUGCGUCGACAUCAUUUUAAAGGUUUACACCUCGACUGGAAUUAUCCCGUGUGUUGGCAAAGUAACUGCAAGAAAGGGGCAACGUCUGAUAAACCAAACUUCACCAAACUCAUUCAGGAACUGCGGCAAGAGUUUGAUAAACAAAAUCCUCCGUUUAUACUGGCAGCAGCAAUUUCUGGUUACAAAGAAGUAAUCGAUGUAGCGUAUGACUUGGCGUCUAUUGGUAAAGCUUUAGACUUUCUGUCUGUGAUGACAUAUGACUACCAUGGAGCGUGGGAGCGGCAAACGGGACACGUGAGUCCUCUUUAUCACCGUCAAGGUGAUAAAUACCCACAGUACAACACUAACUUCACUAUGGAAUAUUUGGUGUCGCGCGGUGCCCCUAGAGAAAAACUUCUAGUCGGAAUACCUUUCUACGGCCAAACUUUUACCUUAUCGAAAACUACCAACCACGACCAAGGGGCUUUAACAGCUGGUCCUGGUGAAGCCGGUGAAUACACCAAACAACCAGGAAUGUUGGCCUACUACGAAAUUUGUAACAGAAUUAGAAACCAGCGCUGGAUCGUCAACCGUGACACUUCAGGUGCUUCCGGACCUUACGCUUACCACGUCGAACAGUGGGUUGGUUUCGAAGACGUCAAAUCAGUGAAAGAGAAAGCAAACUAUAUUAAAACUAGAGGUUUUGGAGGAGCAGUUGCAUGGACUAUCGAUUUGGACGACUUUUCCAAUCGGUGCUGCGGUGGUUCUUACCCUCUUCUGCGAAGCUUGAAUAGAGGUCUUGGUUUAAUUCCCGACACUCCGUCCAGGGAAGAUUGUACUAAACCACCACAACCUGUCACUCCUGCUCCGCCCCAAACCACCACUGGUGUGGAUACUGGUGCGUCUGGUAGCACAGAACACAUGCACCCUGAAUGGAAACCAACAACCACACCUUCGACAACCACAAGUCCCUGGUGGACAACCGGUUCGACGACUCCGUGGUGGACUACAACAACUAAGAGAUCGACAACAACGAGAAGAACAACAACAACACGAACAACCACCAGACGAACAACUACAACGAGGAGAACUACAACAACGCGACCAUCGACAACGACAACGACGACGUCGUGGCCUCCUACCCAAGGAACAACUAUUCCGCCUCCAGCUGUGGUCAUGCCCGAAGUUGAUAAACCGUCACAACCUUGCGAUCCAGGUCAAUACUUACCAGAUCCCAAUAACUGCAAUGCGUACUACAGGUGCGUCCUUGGGGAACUGCGUAAACAAUAUUGUGCUGGAGGGCUCCACUGGAACAAAGAUCGCAAAAUCUGUGAUUGGCCUAAGGAAGCCAAUUGUCAAGAAAAUAAGCCUGUUCAUAAACCAACAACGCCAUGGUGGCAGUCAACCACAACGACAAAACCGCCGUACAAACCUCAAAGUACUACGAGUCACUGGCAGACGAAAACAACUACUACUAGCACUACUGAAAGAGUUACUAGUACCACUACUGGUACUACUGCUUCUCAAAUUGUCGAAGAAAAGUGUAAAGAUGGCCAGUAUUACCCUCACGAGUCUUGUUCUAACUUCUACGUGUGUGUUAACGGACAACUGGUACCUCAGAGUUGUGCACCUGGACUGUAUUACAAUUCAGAUCAGGGCAUGUGUGAUUGGAAGUACAAAGUUAAUUGUAUAGGACGUAAAGAAUUAGCUCAGAUGUAUCAGAUUCCAAGAAUGAGCUACUCAGGCCAACCCCAACCUUACUCUGAUUGUAGUGGUAAUAGAUUUGCCCCACAUCCUGGUGACUGUGCCAAGUACUUACAAUGUAACUUGGGCAAAUUUGAAAGCUAUAGAUGCGCACCUGGUUUACACUGGAAUAAUGAAAGAUACCUUUGCGACUGGCCUGCUAACGCAAAAUGCACUGGUACUAGCAGUAUUAGCGAAGACCAUAUUGUAACCACAAAUAAACCAUUGGUUGUAACCACAAAUAAACCAGUGCCAACUUCCACUCAGUCGACGACUUCCUGGACUUGGAAUCCUUCCACUAGUAGUACUACCGGGUACCCUGAGUGGCAACCCACUGAGUGGCAUCCACCUAUUCCACCGACUUCCGAGCAACCACCACUUCCAGAACCUCUAAAACCACAAUCCGGCUACUUCAAAGUCGUUUGUUACUUCACCAACUGGGCUUGGUACAGGAAAGGAGUGGGACGAUAUCUUCCAGAGGAUAUAGACCCGGAACUCUGUACCCACAUCGUCUACGGUUUCGCUGUCCUAGAUUUCGAAAAUUUGAUAGUGAAAGCACACGAUUCCUGGGCGGACUUUGACAACCAAUUCUAUAAACGCGUCACGGCCUACAAGUCCAAAGGUGUCAAAGUGUCACUUGCCAUCGGCGGCUGGAACGACUCACAAGGUGAUAAAUACUCCAGACUCGUGAACAACCCAGCAGCUAGAGCCCGUUUCAUUAAACAUGUUCUCGAAUUUUUGGAAAAAUGGGACUUCGAUGGUUUGGAUCUCGACUGGGAAUACCCGAAAUGUUGGCAGGUGGAUUGUAAGAAAGGUCCCGACUCAGAUAAACAAGCGUUUGCCGCUUGGGUCACCGAACUCAGACAAGCCUUUAAACCUAAAGGCUACCUUCUAUCAGCUGCCGUCACACCUAGCAAGACUGUGAUAGACGCGGGUUACGAUGUUCGCACGAUUGGUGAAAAUCUAGAUUGGGUUGCCGUGAUGACAUACGACUUCCAUGGACAAUGGGACAAACAAACCGGCCACGUGGCACCUUUGUAUUACCAUCCGGAUGAUGCUGUAGCCUUCUAUAAUGCUAACUACUCCAUUCACUACUGGAUUUCCGAAGGUGUACCUCGUAGGAAGAUCGUCAUGGGUAUGCCUCUUUACGGUCAGUCCUUCCGUUUGGAAAAAGCGUCCAACAAUGGUCUCAACGCCAAAGCUCCUGGGCCUGGACAAGCUGGUGAAUACACACGAGCUGCCGGCUUCUUAGCCUACUACGAAAUCUGUCACAACAUCAAGAAUGGUUGGACGGUGGUACAAGAUCCGAAGAGACGAAUGGGUCCGUACGCUUACAAAGGCGACCAAUGGGUUUCGUUCGACGAUAAAGAAAUGAUAAAACUUAAGUCUGAGUACAUAAGGAAAAUGGAUUUGGGUGGUGGUAUGAUCUGGGCUCUGGAUUUGGACGAUUUCCAUAAUCGAUGUGGAGAAGGACGGCAUCCACUUCUAACCAUCAUCAGAAAUACGUUAGCUGAUGCGGGAACUGGGCAACAGGAGCCGAUUCCUUCCAUUGAGGAAGAAAGCAAACCUUCAGAGCCAGGAACAUCAUCACCAGAACCUGUUGAAGCGGAAGGAGAACCAGAAUUACCACCAACUAUUCAUUCUUCGACGGUGGUACCAGCCCCAACGCACUCUACGACUGAAUCCUUAGUCAAUACUAAUUCUGACUUCAAAGUGGUUUGUUACUUUACGAACUGGGCUUGGUACAGACAGGGUUCUGGUAAAUACUUACCGUCAGAUAUAGACCCAGAUUUGUGCACCCAUAUUGUUUACGGUUUUGCUGUUCUCAACGGCGAUCAACUAAUCAUUAAGCCGCAUGAUACUUGGGCGGACUUUGACAACAAGUUCUACGAGAAAGUGACUGCUUUCAAAGCUAAGGGAAUCAAGGUGCUUAUCGCCAUCGGUGGAUGGAACGACUCUGCAGGCGAUAAGUACUCCAAACUUGUCAACAACCCAUCGGCUCGUCGUCGUUUCAUUGCCCACGUCGUUGACUUCAUCGAAACCAACAACUUCGAUGGUUUAGAUUUGGAUUGGGAGUACCCGAAGUGUUGGCAAGUUGACUGCAACAAAGGUCCAGCUUCAGAUAAAGGCGCUUUUGCUGAAUUCGUCAAAGAACUACACGAAGCUUUCCUUCCCAAAGGGUGGCUCUUAUCAGCUGCAGUAUCGCCAAGUCGACGAGUAGUAGAUGCUGGGUAUGAUGUACCUACUCUAUCUAGGUAUCUGGACUGGAUUGCAGUCAUGUGUUACGACUACCACGGUCAAUGGGACAAGAUUACUGGACACGUAGCUCCUAUGUAUGACCAUCCUGAUGACGUAGAUGCCUCCUUCAACACAAACUUCACGAUUCACUACUGGAUUGAGCAAGGGGCAGACCGUAAGAAAAUCGUGAUGGGUAUGCCUAUGUAUGGGCAGUCGUUCUCGUUGGCUGAUAAUAGCGAAAAUGGCUUGAACGCACCCACUUACGGUGGUGGCGAGGCUGGAGAAGAAACCAGAGCUAGAGGAUUCCUGUCUUAUUAUGAAAUCUGCACCAACGUUAUCAACAAAGGAUGGACGGUGGUAAGAGACAGAAAAGGAAGAAUCGGUCCCUACGCCUACUUGCGCGACCAGUGGGUAUCAUUUGAUGACAUAGGCAUGAUACGCCACAAAUCCGAAUACAUUAAAGCGAUGGGACUCGGUGGUGGUAUGAUUUGGGCUCUAGAUUUAGACGACUUCAGAAACCUGUGCGGCUGUGAAGAGUACCCACUGUUACGUACCAUCAACAGGGUACUAAGAGAUUACGCUAAACCCGAUCCUAAAUGUAUUUUGGGCAAAACUCAAGCCAAACCGACCCAAAAACCUACAAAGAAACCAGUAACUCAAAAACCUACAACUCAGUCGCCGUACGAAUCACAAGAACCGAUUCUACCUCCAGAGAAGUUACCCUGUCAAGGACGAUUAUUCGUGGCUGACGACGAAAACUGUAGCCAGUACUAUUUAUGUAACCAAGGGCAGCUUCAGCUUCAAGUGUGUCCGAAUGGAUUGUAUUGGAAUCGGGACCACUGUGACUGGCCUGAGAACACGCCUUGUCACCCCGACGCCAGUAGUACCAUGGCACCUUCCACAACACCGACUCCAGUUACGGAAGCACCAGACGAAGUGACUGAAAGUCCGGUAGUCCCAGUACCACCAUCAACUCAAAAACCCGUUGGUGGUACCGAUGUGAGUGGAGACGAUUACAAAGUGGUUUGUUAUUUCACGAACUGGGCUUGGUACCGACAAGGUGAUGGCAAAUAUCUGCCACAAGACAUCGAUGCGACCCUCUGCACCCACAUUAACUACGGUUUCGCAGUUUUAGACACGAAUUCUCUUACUUUGAAACCUCACGAUUCGUGGGCUGACAUCGAUAAUGAAUUCUACAAGAAAGUGGUCGCUUUUAAAGCUAGAGGAAUUAAAGUACUUAUUGCUUUAGGCGGUUGGAACGACUCUGCUGGCAAUAAGUACUCUCGUCUAGUCAACAAUCCUCAAGCUAGAGCUAAAUUUAUAGCCCACGUAGUCGAGUUUAUUGAACAGUGGGGCUUCGAUGGUUUAGACCUCGACUGGGAGUACCCGAAAUGUUGGCAAGUGGACUGCAACAAAGGUCCUGCUUCCGAUAAACAAAACUUCGCUGCUUUAGUACGAGAACUGAGCGAGGUUUUCAAACCCAAAGGUUUGCUCUUAUCGGCGGCGGUGUCACCUAGUAAGGCUGUGAUUGACGAUGGAUAUGAUGUUCCUACACUCUCGCAGUACAUGGACUGGAUUGCUGUAAUGACGUACGACUUCCAUGGUCACUGGGACAAACAAACUGGACAUGUAGCACCGCUUUACUACUAUCCGGGAGAUGUUUACGACUAUUUCAAUGCCAAUUUCUCCCUGAACUACUGGAUCGAGAAAGGCGCUUCACCGUCGAAGCUUGUUAUGGGAAUGCCACUCUAUGGACAAAGCUUCAGUCUAGCGGACACUGCUGAUCGUGGAUUAAACGCAAAAUCGUAUGGUCCUGGAGAAGCAGGAGAAUUUACGAGAGCCGGAGGGUUCCUAGCCUUCUACGAAAUUUGUGAAAGAGUGAAAAAGAGGUCGUGGACGGUGACCAGGGAUCCUCAAGGACGUAUAGGUCCUUACGCGUACAUGUCAAACCAGUGGGUGUCCUAUGACGAUAUUGCCGACAUCAGAAGGAAGUCGCGCCUGGUCAAAGACCUGCGUUUGGGCGGUGGCAUGAUCUGGGCUUUGGACUUGGAUGACUUUAGAAACAGGUGCGGUUGUGGUAAACACCCACUUUUGAAGACUCUCAACAACGAACUGAGAGGAACGCCGUCUGAUAUUAGUGUGCUCAAUUGUACUUAAGUUAGUUAGGUUAAGUAAGCUUGUGAUGCUUAAGUUGAUGGAAAUAUUUUUCUUCUUUGUGUCGUGCGAAGAUACGAUGGAAAGGAUAUGAGAAUAUUUUGAUUCCUAUGAUUUUAAGUUAACUGUAAUAAAUAAAAAAGUGAUUUAA